AUGGUCUUCUUUAUCACGGUAGUUAUAUCUAUCAGUAAUUAUGCCGUAAGACAAAAUAAAGAAAUUGAAGAAGGCUGGGGUGACUCAGCUUACGUUAUAUCGAAAGUUGGAGUAAAUGCGUAUACUUUUAUAUUACAGCGAAGGUUAGCAGAUAAAGGCAUCAUCGUAAACUGUGUGCAUCCCGGAUACGUAAUGUCGGACAUGACACGCGGCUCCGGGAACGUGACCCCAGAGGACGCGGCGAAGGUGGUUUUAAACGUGGCUCUGGAACAAACGACGACGGGAGGCCAGUACGUGUGGCACGACGGCACUGUUGUACCGUGGGACGGCCCAGAUCCGAGGGGCUAUAUUGAUGGCAAAAAG
Messenger RNA from Iphiclides podalirius (scarce swallowtail), 363 nucleotides. Lineage: Eukaryota; Metazoa; Arthropoda; Insecta; Lepidoptera; Papilionidae. The record is from the annotation of a GenBank genome assembly.